AUAUAACCCCUCCUCCCUGAUCUUCAUUCAGACAAAACCAGAAAAGGAAAAAAAAAAAAUACGAUGCCGUUCUUUUCUCGAGGUGAUGAUGACCAGGUCGACGAUUACGAUGAGUACGAUCCCACCCCAUACGGUGGCGGAUACGACAUUGCCUUAACGUACGGUCGCCCAAUCCCACCGUCCGAUGAGACCUGCUAUCCAAUCAGCUCAGCCUCCGGUGAAAUUGAUUACGAUCGCCCCAAUUACUCCUCUUACUCUGAGCCAUCUGCUUACGCUGAUGAAGCUCUUGAAACUGAAUACAGCAGCUAUGCUCGUCCCAAGCCCCGACCUGGAUCCACUUAUGGUGAACCUCAACCGGCAUACGGUUUCCAGCCUGGAAUGAAUAGGCCCGGAUUGGAUGAGUCUGAUGGCUAUGUGAAGCCGGCCAGUGAGGAAUAUGGAAGGAGACCCGAAUCGGAAUAUGGGUCUGGUGGGUAUGGCAAUCCUCAAAGUGAAGAAUAUGGAUCUGGGUAUGGAAGGAAACCCGAAAGUGAAUAUGAGUCUGGUGGGUAUGGCAAUCCUCAAAGUGAAGAAUAUGGAUCUGGGUAUGGAAGGAAACCCGAAAGUGAAUAUGAGUCUGGUGGGUAUGGCAAUCCUCAAAGUGAAGAAUAUGGAUCUGGGUAUGGAAGGAAACCCGAAAGUGAAUAUGAGUCUGGUGGGUAUGGCAAUCCUCAAAGUGAAGAAUAUGGAUCUGGGUAUGGAAGGAAACCCGAAAGUGAAUAUGAGUCUGGUGGGCAUGUGAGGCCAAGUGAGUACGGGUCUGUUUAUGGGCGCAGACAAGAAUCGGAGUACGGGUCUGGGAAUGAGAGGCCACAGAGUGAGGAAUAUGGAUCUGGGUAUGGAAGGAGACCCGAGGGCGAAUAUGAGCCUGGUAGGUAUGAGAAGCCGAGCGAGUAUGGGACUGGUUAUGGGCGCAGAAAGGAAUCGGAGUACGGGUCUGGGUAUGAGAAGCCAGAGAGGGAUGAAUAUGGAUCUGGGUAUGGCAGGAGACCGGACUCUAAAUAUGGGUCUGGAUACGAGAAGCCAGCUGAGUAUGGGUCGGGUUAUGUGAGGAAAUCCAAAACUGAAUAUGGAUCUGGGUAUGAGAAGUCCAGCGAAUAUGGAGGGGGGACUGUGGAAUAUGGAUCUGGGUAUGAGAAGCCCAGCGAAUAUGGAGGGGGGAAUGUGGAAUACGGAUCCGGGUAUGGGAGGAGGCUAGGAUCCGAAAAUGAAGGAAGUGGGUCAGAGUAUGGUUCUCGGUACGGGAGGAAGGAGAGUUAUGGGGAAGAUGGAGAAGGGGAUGGGGGAAGGAGCCAAUAUGAGAAGCCAAGUUAUGGAGAUGAUUCACCUAAGAGAUCUAGUUAUGCGAGACAGGAGGAAGGAGGAGAGUAUGAGAGGCCUUCUUAUGGGAGUCGUCGUAGUGAUGAGGACGACGAGUAUCGUCAUAAUAAGUAUCGUGAUGGUGGUGAAGAGGGCUAUGGCCGCAAGAAAUAUGGAGAUGACAAUUCUGAUGAUGAUGCGGAGAAGCACCGCCACCACCGAAAGAAUUAUGAUGAUGAGUGAUCAAUCAACUGUUAAUGGGAUUUAUGGCACCAUUAGCUGCUACUAAAUAAAGGGUUUUGUCAUGUCUCUGCAAUCUGUUGUACUUCUGAAUAAAAUCCCGAACUUAAAGGGUUUGUGGUGUGUUCUUUAAUGUAGCUUUAUGAUAAUGAAAAUUAUGUGGUCUGAUAUGGUGAUUGAAUCC
Molecule: messenger RNA, 1762 nt
Organism: Populus euphratica (Euphrates poplar)
Lineage: Eukaryota; Viridiplantae; Streptophyta; Magnoliopsida; Malpighiales; Salicaceae
Exons: 2
Coding region: 64-1581 (505 amino acids)
Molecular function (GO): phosphatidic acid binding
Source: RefSeq, a predicted model, not a curated record